CCACCUUAAAGCGGCGCGGUGACGUCAGCGGUGGGCUGGAUUUCCACGGGUAGAAGCUCCGUCUUUCUUUCUCUGUAUGUCUUUCUGUAUGUGUGGGGUUUUUAAUACCGGGGCUGGAGAGAUUGCUUAAAUAGCUGCUGUCUGUACUGCAUCGCUUUUGAUUCUCCGUGUGUGUGUGUGUUGCAUGCGUCUCCUAUUGGAAUAAAAAAACGAGGAAUGUGGAAAUUACAGAAUGCCCAAUAGCGCUGGAAAGAGAUUUAAACCCACCAAAUACAUCCCUGUGUCCACCGCAGCCACUCUUCUCGUGGGAUCCACUACUUUAUUCUUUGUUUUCACGUGCCCCUGGCUCACAAAGGCAAUCUCCCCAGCCAUCCCCCUGUACAAUGGGAUCGUGUUUCUGUUUGUAUUGGCCAAUUUCAGCAUGGCAACAUUCAUGGACCCAGGAGUGUUCCCCAGAGCCGAUGAAGACGAGGACAAGGAUGAUGACUUCCGGGCUCCGCUCUACAAGAAUGUGGAUAUCAAAGGGAUCCAGGUUCGGAUGAAGUGGUGCGCCACCUGCCACUUCUACCGGCCACCACGAUGCUCCCACUGCAGCGUUUGUGACAACUGUGUGGAGGACUUUGACCACCACUGCCCCUGGGUGAACAACUGCAUCGGCCGCAGGAAUUAUCGCUAUUUCUUCCUGUUCCUGCUGUCGCUCAGCACGCACAUGCUGGGAGUGUUCACCUUCGGACUCCUCUACAUCCUGAACCACCUGGAGAGACUGGGAGCGCUGCACACCACGGCCACUCUGGCUGUGAUGUGUGUGGCCGGCUUGUUCCUCAUUCCGGUUGUGGGGCUCACAGGGUUCCACAUGGUCCUGGUGGCCAGGGGUCGAACCACCAACGAGCAGGUGACGGGAAAGUUCCGCGGCGGGGUCAAUCCCUUCACACGCGGCUGCUGGGGGAAUGUGCAGUACGUGCUCUGCAGUCCUCUCGCUCCAAGGUACAUAAUCGAGCCCAAGCAGAACGAGGCUGUGAGUAUUCAACCUCCCUUCCUCCGUCCUGACCUGUCAGACAGGCAAAUUACAGUCAAAGUUAGCGGCAAUGGGAUCCACGCCAACAUGCACAGAACCAAGUCUAAAGGCAGUCUGGAUGCACUGGAGGACACAAUGCUGGACAGCCAGCCCCCACUGCCCCCGAAAGCAGAUGCAAACAAGUACAGUGAGCUGAAGAGCCAGCUGACCUCCAGCGAAGAGAGCAGCCUGUCUACGAAGCCUCUGAACCCGUCCACACCAGCCAUGUACAAGUACCGGUCCGGCUUCAAUGCAAACCUCAAGGUCCACUACCACCCCACUGAGGACAAGAUUGUCAUGCAGGAGGGACACACUGCUGCUGCUAUGAUGGAGGAGAACGGGCGGGGUCAUGACUACAGAUCAGAGCCAAACCUGGACGUCCCGGAAUACAGGAACACCUCGAUCCACAGGGCCUUCCAGUCCUCCCCCCUGCAUGGGGACUCCUCCUCCAUCAACUCCCGCUCGCUCAGCCUGAAGCACCCGCCCCGACGGGGCAGGGAGAAGACCGCCCUGCAGCCCAUGAAAUCAGAGGGGACCUCCACCCCCUACAAGAGCGGCUUCGCUCCCAACUCUCUGUCCAACAGGAACGGCAGCCUCUCCUACGACAGCCUGCUGAACCCCAGCAUGUCCCCCUCGGCCGGGGAGUGCCUGGCCCACCCUGGGGGCCCCGCAGUAGGGUACCACUCUCCCUACGUGUCUGCCAAAGUGAGCCACAUGCGGGGGACUGAACUGCAGGGGCAGCUCCCGCCCACUUACAGCCCUGUCCUGAACAGCAUCAGCAGACACUCUCCGCACCCCCGGGACCCUUCACCAGUGCGCUAUGACAACCUCUCCAAAACCAUCAUGGCGUCCAUCCAAGAGCGCAAAGAGCUGGAGGAGAGGGAGAAGCUGCUGCAGCUACACGGGCACGCUGGCAUCACGGACUCCAGUGUCUAUGAGCCACCCGGCUCCUACAGCUUCCAGCUGGGGCCAGUCUUCCCGGAUGAGCCCCGAGUCCCGUGCCCCGGGGCUUACGGCUCUCGGGACAACCUGCUGGGCGGCUCUUCGGUGUUCAGCUCCAGGAACCCCCUCAUGCGCUCCUCCGCCACCUCCCUGAGCAGUGCCGCCCUCUCCAGGGUCCCCAGGACUUCCACCACCUCCCUGCACGCCGACCUGGCAAACAACAACUUGCAGGGCAGGGUCAGCGACGCACCCUACCGGUCCCCAGGCCACCAGGUGCAGCCCUCGCCCACGGCACUGCGCAGGUCCCCCUCCUACAGCAUGCACAAGCCGCUCUCCUUUAUCAAUGCCUUGGAAGCAGCAGACUCUCCGCCUCUAGGAGGGCCAAGGGAGGAUGUCCAGUUGAGAUCGUCCCACAGUAAAAUAAAUGGCCAGCCGAAGGGCCUGUCCAGGGCUGACUGUCGCCUGGGUUCCACCUCGAGUUCCCAGGGUGUCCCGGCAAGCCCCGGCCGGCACACGAACGUUAAAAAGGUGUCGGGAGUGGGCGGGACCACCUACGAGAUAUCAGUGUGAGGAGCCGUGGUGCCUGCAGGAGGCGCUGUGAAGAGAAUCGCUGCAGCUCUGCAGCUCAGAGAGGGGGGCAUCUCUUCCAACCGGCCGCAGCCUUACUCCCUUGGGAAUAACCAUACAGCCAAUCGGACGAUUCCUCUUUGACCUCGCAGCAGUCCCAGUGACCCUGACUGCGUACCAUUGAGAGUACGGUUUUUAUUACAAAGAAGGAAAUCAUAUAAUGUCUAGAAAUUGCCAUUGUGCAUUUUGUUUGUUCAGUCUUGUGUGUAAACUGCUGAGGAAGGGGCAGUCAAUCAGCCCACAUGAUUUCUGUUGGCAGUUUUGAAGGUGGAUGUUUUCUUUUAGGCUAUGUGCUUUAUGUUCGUAAGCUGUUGUGAAGUUUCACACACUCGGCUCCCACUGAGCACAAGGACGGACCAUCAGCAAACAACAGAAAAACUGUUGCCUAUUAGGCUCUCCCACAGUAUCUAGCUGUUAGUGGAUCACGCUGGAAAGAUAUCAGUGUAGAGAACUCGUUACCAAAGGCUGCACCUAAUUGUCAGACCUUAAUGUCCUAUAAUCAUGCUAGUCAUGACCAUGCAUUGCUUUUCUUUUAUUCUUUGGUGGUGGUUUGUGAGAAGGUUGAAUACUUCUUCUCCUUUCCCCAUUUUUAUUUUUUAAUUAUUAUAAUUAUAAUUUUGUAUUGAAUUGGUUUGCUGUGGAGCUCAGUGGAUGGUAGAUGAAUACUUCUUUAUUAGGUAGCACAAAUCUAUUUACCCAAAGCAGUAGGUUUCUCAUAAGCUGAAUGAAGGGUCCGUCAGAGUGCAGCAGUGUGAUGUAUUAUUUGUUUUUUGUUUUUUUUACCUCCACCUCUGAUCAUCAUCAAGCUGUACGGGACGAACGAUGGUGUUAAAGCAAGGACCCGAAAUCUCGAAUCAGUAAUGUAUGUUAUUGACUAUCAUAGUAACAGCAUAUUUCAUUUUUUUAAUUUUUUUUUUUUUUUUUUUUUAAUUGUUCAAUCAGUUUAAAUGUGUUUUUAAAUAAAAAAGAGACAAAUGUAAAAUCUGGUUUUAAGAUUUUAUUUUCCUUUAGCUUAAACAAAUUGUUGUGAAACAAGACUGUAUGCACUUUGUAUAUUAGGGGCGUCCAAAAUGAUCGACAUUUUCUGGAAGUACGGUUUGCUGUCCAUCCUCUUCUCUCAGGCAGCAACACCCCAGCCUUCCACUCUCCUCCCUGGCGGCUCCCCAGGGACGAGGAUUGGGAAAACACUGCGGCUGGAUGCCGGAGCAUCGUUUAGGUCAUGCAAGCAGGAUAAAACUAUCUGGCUUAUUAAAUAUGCUCACUGUCAUAAUCACGGAAGAAGCGGUCAGUUCCAGCCAUGUGGAAGACUCAUCUGCAGGAAGAAUCAGCUUUCUGGGUGAUAGGAUGGCUGCUUCUCCUUUCACACCUCACUGCUGACUGGCAGACACCAGCUGCACUGAGAGCCUGUCUCACUGCGCUUCUCCAGGGAAACCAGCAGGGAUCAAUACACAACUCUGGAAAUCGUCUUUGACCUGUUCACCUGAACAGAGAGAGUGAAGGACAAGUGCAUCGUUCUCGUGUUAUCUGUAUUGCCUUCCAUAACUAAUCCGUAAUUUUCAAACACUCAAUCAUAAGACAUUCAGAAGAUCCAUAUAAAAAACACCACCACCCUGUUAAUAAAAUGAGGGUAAUCAUAGAUGACUGGUUUCAUAGACCCUGAUUAGACCUAGUCCUGGAUUGCCUUACCUAAAGUAACAUUAGCUAGUCCAAGAUUAGUGUGUCUGUGAAACCAGCCAUUAGUCAAUAUGUCAGACAAUGUGUCUUUUUCUCUAAUAUCCCCCAAAUGAUUAUACUGCUGUGCAUGAUUGUUUACUGAGUUUAAAAGAACAAUUGAAUAAAUGUCAGGGACAGCCACAUGUUCAGGUGGUUAGAGAUCAAUCGCAUGUUUCAGCUCUUUUGUAUUCAAUGAUAUAACCAAGCCACACUGUAAAUACCUACUAAUACCGACUAAGUAGAUUAUGCUAUAUGCCUGUGAAGUCUGGGCAUUCAACAAUUAAACCUGUACAAUGCACAGUACUAUAGCACUGUCAGGACCCCCGCACAGAACCAAGCCUAAACCUGUACAAUGCACAGUACUAUAGCACUGUCUACCACACAGAACCAAGCCUAAACCUGUACAAUGCACAGUACUAUAGCACUGUCUACCGCACAGAACCAAGCCUAAACCUGUACAAUGCACAGUACUAUAGCACUGUCAGGACUGCCGCACAGAACCAAGCCUAAACCUGUACAAUGCACAGUACUAUAGCACUGUCAGGACUGCCGCACAGAACCAAGCCUAAACCUGUACAAUGCACAGUACUAUAGCACUGUCAGGACUGCCGCACAGAACCAUGCCUAAACCUGUACAAUGCACAGUACUAUAGCACUGUCAGGACUGCUGCACAGAACCAAGCCUAAACCUGUACAAUGCACAGUACUAUAGCACUGUCAGGACCGCCGCACAGAACCAAGCCUAAACCUGUACAAUGCACAGAACCAAGCCUAAACCUGUACAAUGUACAGUACUUUAAUUGUUUCUUUGAGGGUCACCUGCUUUUAUUCCCUUGUUGGAAAUCCGGUUUUCUCAAAGACCCAAUCAUCACACGUUUCUAACGUAUUACAGGUGUUACUAUUUGUAAUGUAUUGCAGGUGUUACUAUUUUGUCCUUGUAAACUGCGUUAAUAACUUUGUGUGUGGUGGUAAUGAGACCAACUCAUUUCUGAAGGGAUCAUUACUGCUAUCAGAUUGUUUCCUUUGUCUGGCAAUUACUGCAGCAGCCAGAAGUUUAAACUGUAGCACCUUCAGCACAGGGUUAACUGAGAACAACGAAAUAGUUUAAGAGUUCUGCAUACUAGCUACAUCUCUUACCAGAUAGAG
Molecule: messenger RNA, 5482 nt
Organism: Acipenser ruthenus (sterlet)
Lineage: Eukaryota; Metazoa; Chordata; Actinopteri; Acipenseriformes; Acipenseridae
Product: palmitoyltransferase ZDHHC8B-like
Exons: 11
Coding region: 233-2566 (777 amino acids)
Biological process (GO): protein palmitoylation
Molecular function (GO): palmitoyltransferase activity
Source: RefSeq, a predicted model, not a curated record